GGUGGAAGCUCUCCAAGAUCAGCGCACAUCUCGUCUGACACACAUUCGCCUGAGCGCUUACACUCACACACUCACCGAUUGUGAGUUUGAGGAAUUCAUCUGCUGUGGUGGAGAGUGACAGCAGCAGUCAGACAGGCGGAUGGUGGCUGGUCAUGGUGGAUCUCAAGGAGUGAGUGUGUGAGACGUUUAAGAGGAGUGUAUAUGCCACAGGAGUGUGUGAGGAUGGCACGGAGUGUGUGGACCGUCUCAAUCCUGCUCUGCAUGGCACUGUGGAUCAAUGUGGCAUCCCAAUCAACAAAGAGCAUGUAUCCAAGACUACGGCUGUCUCACAAAGAGUUAUGGGAGCUGAACAGGAUGUGGGUAUUCCAGGGCGGAUUGGGGCGACUACAGCACUACAGCAUGUUACUAGAUGAGACUCGGGAAAGACUGGUCAUCGGAGGAAAAGACAUACUGUACUCCCUCAACCUGGAGCGCAUCUCUGCCCCUCACAAAGAGAUUCACUGGGCCAGUUCUGAGGAGCAGGUGGGGGACUGUUUAAUGCAAGGCAGAGAGAAGCCGGAGUGUGCUAACUACAUUAAGUUGGUGCAGCAGUAUAACAUCACACACCUGUUAGCAUGUGGGACUGGAGCCUUUCACCCUGUGUGUGCCUUUAUCCAAGUUGGACAUGGAACAGAGGAAAGGGUGUUCAGGCUGGAGUCGGAUCACAUAGACAGUGGAAGAGGAAGAUGCCCGUUUCAUCCCAACAGCCCUUCAGCAUCCACUGUGUUCCGAGGGGAGCUGUUUGUUGGCUUGUACACUGAUUACUGGGAGAAUGAUGCAGCUCUGUAUCGUCUUGGCAACCACAGCUUCAUCAGGACUGAAGUGGGUGACAGACAGCAGCUCAAUGAGCCCAAGUUUGUGGGUUCGGCAGUGAUCCCUGACAAUGCAGAUCCUGCUGAUGACAAGGUCUACUUCUUCUUCACUGAGCGAGCAGUCAACAUGGAAGGAGGAAACAAAGCUGUGUACACCAGAGUGGGCAGAGUUUGCGUGAAUGACCAGGGUGGUCAGAGGAUGCUGGUAAACAGGUGGAGCUCUUUCUUAAAGACUCGUCUAAUCUGCUCAGUGGCUGGACCAAACGGCAUUGACACACACUUUGAUGAGCUUGAGGAUGUAUUUGUACUGCGUAAGAAAGAUGAGACAAAUCCAGAGAUCUUUGGUCUGUUCAGCACAACCAGUGCUGUGUUUAAAGGAUACGCUGUGUGCAUGUAUAACAUGGAAAACAUCCGUGCAGCAUUUAAUGGGCCCUUCGCACAUCGGGAACGAACCGACCACCACUGGAGCGUGUACGAAGGAAGAGUCCCCUUCCCGCGACCUGGAUCUUGUGCCAGUAAGAUAAAUGGAGGCCAGUUCUCCAGCUCUAAGGAGUAUCCAGACGAGGCGCUUCGGUUUGCACGCUCUCAUCCCCUCAUGUUCCAGGCGGUGCAGCCUGUUCACAGACGGCCCAUUCUGCUAGACACUGAAGGAGGGCGUCGACUCACACAGCUGGCGGUGGAUAGGGUGGAAGCCGAGGAUGGACACUACAAUGUUCUCUUCAUAGGGACUGAUAAUUCCAUUGUUUUAAAAGUGAUCACAAUCUACAACAACGAAGCCGACACAGUUGAAGAGGUUCUUCUUGAGGAAUUGCAGGUUUUCAAGGUCCCUGUUCCUAUUACAGAGAUCAUCAUCUCUACCAAAAGACAACAGCUGUAUGUGGGCUCUGAGCUGGGUGUAACACAGAUCCGUGUGCACCAGUGUGGGCUGUAUGGUUCAGCCUGCGCCGACUGCUGCCUCGCCAGAGACCCCUACUGCGCCUGGGAUGGAUUCACAUGUUCCCGGUACUACCCUGCAGGACUCUAUACCAAAAGACGUUUCAGACGGCAAGACGUCCGCCAUGGCAAUGCGGUUCAGCAGUGCAACGGGCUUCAGCUCAGUGAGGAUCAAAGCAUCUCAGAAAAGCUGGUAUACGGUGUGGAGAACAACAGUACUCUACUAGAAUGCAGACCAAGAUCACUACAGGCAUCUGUUACAUGGUACAUUCAACGUGGCGUGGACAUUGAGGAGGUGAAAGGUGAUGAACGCUUGAUUCGGACUCCUCACGGCCUGUUACUCCUUCAAAUCGCCAAGGGAGAUGCAGGAGUCUAUGUGUGCCAGUCCACUGAGCACGGCUUUGUACAGACCGUGGUACAAGUCACUUUGGUGGUCCUGGAUGAGAAUAAAGUGGAGCAUCUCUUCCAUAAAGGCGAGGAGGAGGAAGGCGAUUCCCAGCACAGAUCUCCACCCUGUCCCUUCCCCAGCCUGCCCUCCGCCCCCUCCUCCUCGAAGCUCUGGUACAAGGAUUUCAUGCAGCUGAUUGGCUACAGCAACUUUCAGCGGGUGGAGCAGUACUGCGAGAAGGUGUGGUGUGUGUCGGACAGGAAGAGAAAGAAACUCAAGGGAAUGGCACCCAAAUGGCGGUACACGGAGCAGCGGGGGAGAGCACGAGUGCCCCGACACCCACUGGGACAUUAAAGAUUGUUAGAAGAGAAAAGGAACACUUGAAACUCUUGAUACAUAAAUGUCUAUUGAUAUUAAAAACACAAACAAAUUACUUUUAGAGGAAUGUGCCGGGUUAAAUACAAGUUUAGCUCAAUUGACAGCAUUUGUGGCAUAAAGUUCCACAAAAAAAUAAAUAACAAAUAAAUAUAUAUAUAUAUAUAUAUAUAUAUAUAUAUAUAUAUAUAUAUAUAUAUAUAUAUACUGAUCAACCACAACAUUUAAACCACUGACAGGUGACGUGAAUAACAUUUAUUAUCUCGUUACAAUGGCACCUGUCAAGGGAUGGGAUAUAUUAGGCAGCAAGUGAACAGUCAGCUCUUGAAUUUCUGUUGGAAGCAGGAAAAAUGGGCAAGCGUAAGGAUCUGAGCGACUUUGACAAGGGCCAAAUUGUGAUGGCUAGAUGACUGGGUCAGAGCAUCUCCAAAACGGCAGGUCUUGUGGGUGUUCCCAGUAUGCAGUGGUUAGUACCUACAAAAAGUGGUCCAAGGAAGGAUAACUGGUGAACCAGCGACAGGGUCAUGGGCGCCCAAGGCUCACUGAAGCGCAUGGGGUGCGAAGGAGAGCCCGUCUGGUCCGAUCCCACAGAAGAGCUACUAUAGCACAGACUGCUAAAAAACUUAAUGCUGACCAUGAUAGAAAGGUGUCAGAACACACAGUGCAUCGCAGCUUGGUGUGUAUGGGGCUGCAGAGCUGCACACAGUGUUUUUUUUUAUGUUUAUAAACUGGCCCCAUUCACUUCCAUUGUAAGUGUCUCACUGUAAGCGCUAUUUGUGCUUUAUUUUGUAAUAAACAAUGGAAAAAGUCGAAAUAUUGUUUUGUGGUACUCAACAUUAUGCCACAAAUGCUGUUAAUUGAGCUUAACUUGUAUUGAACUCGGAACAUUACUUUAAAGUCCUUAUAAUGUCUUACCAUUGGGUCAUUCCCACCGAAACCAUUAAGGACAGAAACAUCUCUACGCAAGUAUGUGAACGCAAACACUUCUAGCGACGCAAGCUUUAUUUGCGCUACAAAAUGAGUCGGAAUGCAAUUCAAAACACAAUUAUGUGUUGCAUUCUCAGUGUUGCCACAAGGGGCACUAUAGUGUACAUUAGCUUGAACUGUCCGCUUCUACGCUGUUUAAUUUACUGUCAGCUACUGUAAUGGCGGAGCAAUGGUUUGAACAGAAUCAUAAGGCUAGGGUAGACUUUGUUUUUCCACAUGCCGUUGCGUCUCACAUGAUCGAGCUUUUCAAAGUAUUAAAGUUUUGACUGUGAGCCCAUACACGGACGCUACAGACUGUAAAUAAGUGGUUGCACAUUCUCUGUUGCUAAACCUUAUGAAAGCCCCAAAUGUGUCAGUGAUGGAAGUAGUUUAAAAUCAGUUUACACAGCCUGACAAUUUAAACGGCAUUGAUGAGAAGAAAACCUUGCGCCAUGCACACACAUUAAUUGGAGGGCUUUUUCAUCAGCACAUCACCACCCUUACAAAAAGUUUCUAAAUGCAUUUAUAAUGAUUUUCAUAGCAUAAAUGUCAUAGUUUGAUUUAUAGAAACCAUAGUCACAUCUAAUGUAAAAAUGUAAAGUAACUAGCUUUGUCUGCCUCCAGGAAAUUCCAGAAUAUUUUAGUUUAGCCCUAUAAAUUUGGUGUUUUUGCAGAGGACUUUUGUCAAAUUUUACUGUCGUUAAUAUUGGUGAAUUUACUGCAUCCCAAACCAAUGUUUCAUUGUCAAAUGUGCAUUUCAGUGGGAUAAUUAUGUAUAGCUGCACAAAUUUUUGCUCUACAAUAAUAAUACCGAUAUUUUUACUAGUAGUACAGCAGUGCUACUAAAUCAGGUGCUGGUGCCACCUUCUAUAAAAUAAAUGUUAGUCUGGAGCCCUGCGACUGCUUUGUGACACUCUUUAGUUUACUAAGUUUACAUCUGCCACAGUAAUGCAACAAAGUAUGUUACGUACAGUGCAAUGCGUACUUGUGUAAAGUAUCUUUCUGGCCUAAGACUGCAGCGAAUGUGCUGGAGAAAGAGGUCAAAAAUGUGUCGCAGUGAUUUGAAUAUAUGUACAGUGGGUCUUUCGUGACCUUUCAGUGACAAUGCCAAUAUUAAAGUUGCUUGUAAAGGAUGUGCAGUGCUGUCUGCCUGACUGGGCUGUUAAAAGACAAAGGACUGAAUGGAAACCGUCUCAGGAUCAUGCAAAUGAAAUUUCCUCUUGGACUGCUAUGAACAAUGACACAUGGUGGAGACCAGCUGUCCUCUCUCGUCAGUGGGAGACGUGAGAAGCAACCUUGCGCACAUGCCGAUUAUAUUUAUCUCUAUUUUCAUUAUUUUAACUAAUUUAUUCUAGACAGUGUUUUAGGAUGUUUUGAAGAAUUUGUAGUGGUUUUAGAUGUUCUCUUAGGCUGCAUCCACACUAAUCCAUUUUCGUUUAAAAACCCUAUUUUCCACUUUCCAGAGUGUGCAUUAAUGGAGGGCAUUUUCGAAAUGCUUCGUUUUCGGUGGAGGAGCGGCGCAAAUGUAGAAAAAUGAAUGGUUUUUCAAACAACAAUGUAAUAGUGUGGACGCAGCCUUUGUUUCAACUGGACACAUAUUACUGCAUUUUAAUUGUGUGUGUGUGUGUGUGUGUAUAGAUUUUACGAUUAUUGAUCGUAAUGUAUCAUUUCUAGUGAUUAAACCAGCAUUAUGCAACAUUGCGACAUUAUUCAAGCUACUAAAUUAGAGUCAAAUCAUGAUGUAUCAUUUCAGUGAGGUCAAAGUUUGGCUGUGUAUCAUGAUGUUGAGAAUAUGUUUAAUGUUUACGUUGUUACAUGUCAUAAUAAACCUAAAUCCUAGUCCAUAUCUCAUGUAUUAUGUGCUAGUAUAAAAUACAAUACAGGCCCAAAGCCUGAGACCACAUUUAAAAUCAUAUAUUCACAAUCUAGUUUUAACUA
Molecule: messenger RNA, 5451 nt
Organism: Myxocyprinus asiaticus (Chinese sucker)
Lineage: Eukaryota; Metazoa; Chordata; Actinopteri; Cypriniformes; Catostomidae
Product: semaphorin-3E-like
Exons: 18
Coding region: 202-2526 (774 amino acids)
Biological process (GO): semaphorin-plexin signaling pathway; positive regulation of cell migration; negative regulation of axon extension involved in axon guidance
Molecular function (GO): semaphorin receptor binding; chemorepellent activity
Source: RefSeq, a predicted model, not a curated record